This is a messenger RNA of Spinacia oleracea (spinach), 1123 nucleotides long. RefSeq names its product pathogenesis-related thaumatin-like protein 3.5. NCBI's taxonomy places the organism in Eukaryota, Viridiplantae, Streptophyta, Magnoliopsida, Caryophyllales, Amaranthaceae. The transcript is spliced from 2 exons. Bases 133 to 882 code for a protein of 249 amino acids. The record is from RefSeq and is a predicted model, not a curated record.
CCUUUCAACCUCCCACUCUCAAAUCUUAACCCACUCUUCUUACUUUCACCCUUUAAAUAACAGAUUAUUGUUCGUCAUAUCAACUACCCAUAAUCCUCAUUACUCCUAUUUUCUCUCUCUUUUUACACAACAAUGGCGAUCAAUUGCAGCAGCUUUGCUUUCCUCUUGGUUUCUCUCCUCUUCUUAGGUGUUUCAACAAACAGGGCAUCAGGAACCGUGUUCACACUCCUCAACACAUGCCCCUACACCGUCUGGCCCGGCACAUUGACCGGAAACGGUCCAUCACUCCUCGGAGAAGGUAGCCUGACACUAACCCCCGGCUCAACAAUACAAGUCAAUCCCCCAGCAGGCUGGUCAGGCCGUUUCUGGGCCAGAACAGGAUGCAACUUCGACACAACAGGUGCAGGAACCUGCUCAACCGGUGACUGCGGAGGACUCGAAUGCGUUGGCGGAGGUGCCCCACCCGUGUCCCUAGUUGAGUUCACCCUAAACGGGGCCGGUGGUCAAGACUUCUACGACGUAAGCCUAGUAGAUGGGUACAAUGUAGGGAUAGGAGUCAAGCCUACAGGGUCUGGAACUGGAAACUGUGAGUACGCAGGCUGUGUAGCUGACCUUAACGGAUCCUGCCCACCCGAACUACAAAUCACAAACGACGGAGGGGUAGUGGUGGCUUGUAAGAGUGCGUGCGCAGCUUUUAACAGUCCGGAAUAUUGUUGUACUGGUGAUCAUGGAAGCCCACAGACGUGUACGCCUACGCAAUACUCGGAGAUGUUUAAGAAUGCGUGUCCAACGGCUUACAGUUACGCCUACGAUGACGCCUCUAGCACCUGCACUUGUACCGGUUCUGAUUAUUUGAUUACUUUCUGCCCAUCAGUUGUCUGAUUGUUUCGUCACGACUAAUCCGUUCUUUAAUUUUUUUUGUGAAGAAUUCUUAAUUUCGUUGUCGUAGGAAUUAAUGCAUUGUUAGGGGGAAUUCAUUUAGUUUAUUCUUGUUCUUUGGUUUUACAGACUAGUGUAUUGGGGUAGUGGCUUUAUGGUGAUUUUAAGAUUUAGGACUUGGAAUCGUAUACUUUAUUUUGUUAAAAUCAUGCACUUAUAAUUAGAAUCUCGUAUUCUUGUUAUA